Molecule: messenger RNA, 1232 nt
Organism: Schizosaccharomyces cryophilus OY26
Lineage: Eukaryota; Fungi; Ascomycota; Schizosaccharomycetes; Schizosaccharomycetales; Schizosaccharomycetaceae
Product: 40S ribosomal protein S3
Exons: 2
Coding region: 275-1027 (250 amino acids)
Biological process (GO): translation
Cellular component (GO): cytosolic small ribosomal subunit; nucleus
Molecular function (GO): structural constituent of ribosome; RNA binding
Source: RefSeq, a predicted model, not a curated record
UAUUUGUUUAUACACAGGAUAAGCAUACCAUACUUUAUGUAACUUGCAAGGAGCUUCAAAAUUUACCUCAAAUACCGAUCCUAUCCUAUCCCUCAAAGCAAGUCAUCUACUUUAGCGUAGUAUUACGUAUUUAUACGUACUGUCAUAAGCUGCUUUAAAUUUGAAGUUUGGACCUUGUAUAAGACAGUCAUACCCUACCCUACUUAGCACUUGUGACUGCUAAAGGAUAUACAACUAGAAACAUUGUACUGUGAUUUUGACACAAACCCAUACCAUGUCUGCCGCCGCAUUCACUAUCUCCAAGAAGAGAAAGUUCGUCGCUGAUGGUGUUUUCUACGCCGAGUUGAACGAGUUCUUCACUCGUGAGCUUUCCGAGGAGGGCUACUCCGGCUGUGAAGUCCGUGUCACUCCUGCCCGUUCGGAGAUCAUCGUCCGUGCCACUCACACCCAGGAUGUUCUUGGAGAAAAGGGACGCAGAAUCCGUGAACUUACCGCUUUGGUCCAAAAGCGCUUCAAGUUCGCUGAGAACACCGUUGAAUUGUAUGCUGAGAAGGUUCAAAAUCGUGGUCUCUGUGCCGUCGCUCAAUGCGAAUCCCUUCGUUACAAGCUUUUGGCUGGUUUGGCUGUUCGCCGUGCUGCCUAUGGUGUUCUUCGUUACGUUAUGGAGGCUGGUGCUAAGGGUUGUGAAGUCGUCAUCUCUGGUAAGCUUCGUGCUGCUCGUGCUAAGUCCAUGAAGUUCGCUGAUGGUUUCAUGAUUCACUCCGGUCAACCCGCCGUUGACUUCAUUGACGCUGCUACUCGUUCCGUUCUUCUUCGUCAAGGUGUUUUGGGUGUCAAGGUUAAGAUUAUGUUGCCUGAACCCAAGACCCGCACUAAGAAGUCUCUUCCUGACGCUGUUGUCGUCUUGGAUCCCAAGGAAGAGGAACCUAUCACUAAGCCUUACACUGUCAUCAACCAACCUGCUGAGGCUGCUGCUGCUGCCGGCCAAGAGGUUGUUGCUGACCAAGAAGCUGCUGUUGCCUAUUAAGAUGUACAUGGGUUAGUGGCACUUAAUUCCAUAUAAAAAUGAAAUUGGUUUGAUAUUAUGGAUUCAGGAAGGUGUUGUAUUGUAAGUCGCAAUGUAGCAAGGAUAGUAAAUAUUUGGUUGACGGCUCUUUUCAUCUGUUUGAAAAUUAGUCUAUGGUAUAUGAAUGGAUUUGUCUAGAUAUGUCUUAAAAUAGUGAGUAUCGGAA